Messenger RNA from Paramuricea clavata, 2071 nucleotides. Lineage: Eukaryota; Metazoa; Cnidaria; Anthozoa; Malacalcyonacea; Plexauridae. The record is from the annotation of a GenBank genome assembly.
AUGGAAGGGAUCGACUCGGUUGAAGACGAAUUGUUUAUGCAAGCAGCUUAUAAUGUAAGUUAUUAAUAAAACACUGUCUUCAAAAUGUGGUAAUUACUGAAUAUCUUGUCAGUUGUCGUUGUAUUAAACCUGUAUGUAAGACGUUCGUGUAAUUUCAUGCGCAAAGAAACAAAUUAGUCAUUUAAAAAAGUAUUUAUUUGGGGAUUCUCAACAAAUUCAUUUCAUAACGAUUGCGUUGACCCCCUGCCUCUAUACACAAUAUCGCAGCUCUUUUUAUGUAUCGAUCAAUUCGAAGCUCCACCACCACCCAGACUGCAAAGUUUGGAAAUUGCGCGCGGAAGAUUUCGAAAAUUUAAUAGUAAAUAUAUAGAAAGCAUCAAAAAUGCGCGCGGAAGAUCUUCCGCGUGUGGUGGAGAAAAUGCAGUCUGGACCACCACCCACCAUUGAACUUUUUGAAAUUUGACUGAUCAAAUUCUCCACCGCCUGUGCAAAAAAUGUCUUCAAAUGCCCCACUGUAACAAGAAAUUUAAGGAGGGGGGCAUUGGGGGGUAUUCAAUACUGUAAUACCGCAAGCAAAUUUUGUCAAUUACUGCAGUUUUUGAGUCCAAAAUUGCAAAUACAGUGUACCACAAGAAUUCAAAUAUCGUAAUACCGCAAUUUUUCAAGGAAAAUACCGAAAUGCCGUAAGAAAAAUAAGCUAAACCGUAAAUCCCAAUGUCCGCCACAUUAAGCGUUCAAAUGCCCCACCUUCAUAUGAAAAUUAUGAAACAGUAAAUACAAAAAGUACAAAAUAUACGGAAAUGUUUUUCAACAAGAUAGCGAAAUUCACGUAAAAAGUUUGCAUACCUUAUGGAAAUUUAACAGUUUUACACAAUUAUGUAGUACAUACCUUCAAAUGAAGCACAUAGAUUUUCCAUGCCCGUUUCUUUGAGCCAGUUUUUGACAAAAUUGAGGCUGUUUCCCUCGAAAUCUGAGAAAACUGUAUUUGCCACCAAUGCAAAGUAUUUUCUGUGCAUGCAGGAAGCAUGCAAAAACGGGCAAAAUGUUAAGACUUCCGGUUCAAAUUCCCCACCCCAUUAUCAAAUGCCCCACCACAUGAAAGACCUAGAACGUCAAAUUCCCUACUCCCUGGAGAAGACUUGAAGUCAAAUUCCCGGGGUAUGCCAGGGGGGGGGGGAGCAUGAUGAAGUUUUGAAUUGAUCGGUACAUUAUAUCAAGAUGAUUUUUUACCCAUUGUGCCAUACCUUAUAAUGGCAUCACCCAUGAUAUAACACUAUAAUUUAUGUUUAGAGCUUGACAAUUGGACAAAAUAGCUCAUUUGGUUCGAGUGCUGCACCAAAAUCACAGGGCUGCUCGUUCGAUCCUGGAAGAGGGCCUAUGUCAAAGCUAAACCUCGCCCUUCCCAGAACAAGUUGCAAGGGGGGGGUGAAUAGGGGUAUACAAAUCCGCUGAUCUGCCCAAAUUUGAACCAAAAUCUGUGAUCCAACAAUGGAAGAGUCUAAAUUUGAAUCCGCUAAAAGCUCUACUGUGAAGUCACUAUCCAGGAUCCGAACUAAAUUGCAAGCUAAAUCCACAAUCCGAGCCAAAAUAUUAGAUAAAUCCGCAAUCCGCUGUAUUAAAAAGAUCCGCAAAUCUGUGUAAAAUAUUCACCAGAUCCGAAAUCCGAACAAUUUUUCCUGUGAAAUCCGACGAUCUGAAAAUCUAUUCACCCCCCUCCCCCUGCAAAGCAGGAUGCAGGGCAAGAAUCCCUUAUGUGUUACAUAACUGAUAAAAUCACAAAAAUUUUAGAGCACAUUGCAGCUUGGACAGAUACUUGGACAGUUUGAGUCAUUUGAGUGUGAUGUGCCCUGAGCCACCCCACUUUAUUAUUUUACUUUGUCUAAUACCACAUUACUAUAAUACCACAUUACUCUAAUACACACAACAGAUUAAUCAGACUAUUUUGCAUCCAUGAUUUGUUGUUUUCAGGAUAUCACACAGCGACCAAAUGUGAUCCUAAAGGAUGGUUUUCAAACAAGUGAACUUGAAAGUGGUGUAGAUUUUGAGGUCAAGGAGAAGUACAGAGACGAAG